Messenger RNA from Oncorhynchus masou masou (cherry salmon), 1864 nucleotides. It is a transcript of the gene otud7a, whose product is annotated as OTU deubiquitinase 7A. Gene Ontology annotation, molecular function: cysteine-type deubiquitinase activity; K63-linked polyubiquitin modification-dependent protein binding. Gene Ontology annotation, cellular component: nucleus; cytoplasm. NCBI's taxonomy places the organism in Eukaryota, Metazoa, Chordata, Actinopteri, Salmoniformes, Salmonidae. The coding region runs from base 64 to 1773 and encodes 569 amino acids. The transcript is spliced from 11 exons. Gene Ontology annotation, biological process: protein K63-linked deubiquitination; protein deubiquitination involved in ubiquitin-dependent protein catabolic process; protein K11-linked deubiquitination. The record is from RefSeq and is a predicted model, not a curated record.
GUGUGAAGGCUGGCGUCCACUAAGGUGACCGUAGCGGCCUGGGCAGCCCAUCCACAUGAUCACAUGACUCUGGACAUGGACGCCGUCCUGUCGGACUUCGUCAGGUCCACUGGGGCGGAGCCUGGGCUGGCCAGAGAUCUGCUGGAAGGUAAGAACUGGGACCUAAGCGCUGCUCUCAGUGACUAUGAGCAGCUAAGACAAGUACACACUGUCAACCUGCCCACUGUGUUCAACGAGGGCCGUUACUACCGGCAACCGGACCACGACACCCCCCAGCACCUCAGCAAGGUGGAGCGGCCCGGUGUCCAGAGACAGGAGGACAACAUGCAAGAGAAGCGCCUGUCUCGGGGCAUCUCCCAUGCCAGCUCUGCCAUCGUGUCGUUGGCACGGUUCCACGUGGCCAGUGAGUGUAUCAGUGAGCAGUUCCCUCUGGAGAUGCCUAUCUCCACCUUCCAGCUGCCUGACCUCAGCGUCUACAGUGAAGACUUCAGGACCUUUAUAGAGAAGGACCUCAUCGAACAGUCUACCAUGAUGGCCCUGGAACAGGCUGGUCGUCUGAACUGGUGGGCCACUAUGUGUACCAGUUGUAAGCGUCUUCUUCCUCUGGCCACCACGGGGGACGGCAACUGUCUGCUACAUGCUGCUUCUUUAGGGAUGUGGGGCUUCCACGACAGAGACCUGGUGCUGAGGAAGUCUCUGUAUGGCAUGAUGAAGAGUGGAGCGGAGAGAGAGGCUCUGAAGAGGAGGUGGCGGUGGCAGCAGACACAACAGAACAAAGAGUCAGGGCUGGUGUACACGGAGGAGGAAUGGGAGAGAGAAUGGAACGAGCUGCUGAAACUAGCUUCUAGUGAACCGCGUACACACAGCAGCAAGAACAACAACAAUACAGUAGGGGUGGAUAACUCAGAGGACCCUGUGUAUGAGAGUCUGGAGGAGUUUCAUGUGUUUGUCCUGGCUCACGUGCUGCGUCGACCAAUCAUAGUGGUGGCUGACACCAUGCUACGGGACUCAGGGGGAGAGGCAUUUGCCCCCAUCCCGUUUGGAGGGCUGUACCUGCCCCUGGAGGUGCCUCCUAACCUGUGCCACUGCUCCCCCCUGGUCCUAGCUUACGACCAGGCACACUUCUCUGCCCUGGUGUCCAUGGAGCAGAAGGACCAGCACCAAGAACAAGCUGUGAUCCCGCUGACCGACUCAGAACACAAGCUGCUAUCUCUCCACUUCGCUACGGACCCUGGGAAGGACUGGGAGUGGAGCCGAGACCACAACGACAACAUCAAGCUAGCCAAUUUAAUCCUGUCUCUGGAAGCCAAACUGAACCUGCUGCAUAACUACAUGAACGUAACAUGGAUCAGGAUACCAUCUGAGACCAGGGCUCCCCUGGCCCAGCCGGAGUCUCCCACGGCGUCCCACGGGGGCGAUGACGUCCAGUCUCUAGCCGACUCCAUGGACUCCGACCGCGACUCCGUCUGCAGCAACUCCAACGUCAACAACGGCAAGGUCUCCGCGAAGGACAAGGAUCCCAAGGAGAAGACGGAGAGGCAGCAACAGCGUAAAGACAAGGACAAGACCAGGACGGACUCUGUGGCCAACAAGCUAGGCAGCUUCAGCAAAACCCUGGGUAUCAAGCUGAAGAAGAACAUGGGAGGUCUGGGAGGGCUGGUCCACGGAAAGAUCAACCGCUCCAACUCUGGAGGCAACGGCCGGAACAACGGAGGAGUGGGGGGGCGGCAACGGAGGAGGGGGGGGUGGCGGCAACGGAGGAGGGACAGAUAAUAACGUAGAGAAGAAGAAGGAGAAAAAGGAAGGAAAAGCCCGGAAGGAUGGAGGAGGAGGAGAGAAGGAGGGCCAGUCUGCGAGUACGUCG